AAGUAUGCUGCACCAACAGCGAGCUACGAGAGCCAAUUCUCCUUGUUCAUUAUUAGCCCUGCCCUAGCCUUUGAAAUUCCUCAGCCAACCAUCACCAUGCUAGGCUUAGCAAACAAUGUGGUUAGCAAGGUGGCCUCAGUCGUCACUGGUCACCAUGAGCUUAGCCUGUUUUCCAUGUCUGACAAGAAAAUCUUGGACGAAAUUUAUGCAACUCAUCAUGUCAAUGUUGAUACUUCCUUUGAUGACGAUUCUCUUUUUGGCAUUGUUGAAAACAUCCUCAAGCAUGCAACCCAAACUGUUGACAAAAUUGUGCAGGGUACCCAAGUGCACGUGGAAAACAUAGAGGAGCACACUCCCAAAGCCAGCUUCAGUACACCACUGUGCACACUUAAGUCAAUAGCCAGCGAGAUGCAAUGCAAACCUCCUAGUGAGGAAGUCGCCCACAAAACUACCCUGGCAAUACUGAACAAGCUGUCAAGCUAUUCAUGGGAAGCAAAGGCAGUGUUGACUCUGGCAGCUUUUGCUAUGGAAUAUGGGGAGUUCUGGCUCCUUGCCCAGCUUCAGGAAUCGCACCGACUUGCCAAAUCAAUUUCAAUCCUGAAGAGAGUCCCUUUCCUCCUCAAGCCAUCAAACCUGCAAAAAAGAAGGCAAGCAGUGCUUGAGCUUAACAACUUGAUCAAGACUACAUUGCAAGUUAUCGAGAUCUUCGAUCAGUUCGAUAAGCUUUCUAGUUAUGACCCAAAAGAUGUGCCGGAGUUGGCAUCAGCAAUGGACCAUAUUCCAGUGGAUGUGUAUUGGGCUACUGUGACUGUUGUUGCUUGUGCAACUAAGGUCACUAUUCUUACCAGUGAUGUGGAGAAGGAACAUGACCUAGCCCCAUAUGCUCAAAAAAUCCACUUCGUCCUGAACAAGCUUAAGAUUCAGCUGAAAAUUUGCAGAACACAGAUUGAGGAGGCGGAGACUUACCGGAAGCUCAAGAAAACCUUUCGAACCCCUACUGAAGUAAAGGAGGUUUUCAAGGCCCUGAUCUUUACCAAGGACAAUGUUCAGCCACUGAUUGAUGGUUCCACUAAACAAACGGUUGAGAUCGACAUCCUGAGGAAGAAGAAUAUACUACUGUUCAUUUCAAGCCUCGAAAUCUCCGAUGAUGAUAUUUCUAUCCUCAAACCGAUUUACGAGUCCACUAAGAAAGACAAUCAGCAUAAGAUUGUGUGGGUUCCAAUUGUCGAGCAGUGGACCGAUGACCUGAGAAAGAAGUUUGAGACCCUGAGGCUGAAGAUGCCAUGGUACACAGUGCAGAACCCUGCAACCAUUGCCGGCAUCAGGUUCAUCAAGGAGGAGUGGAACUUCAAGGGUAAGCCUACAUUGGUGGUGAUGAACCCACAAGGAAAGGUCGAACAUUCCAACGCAUUCCACAUGAUUCGGGUUUGGGGAACUCAGGCCUUCCCUUUCACAGAAACAACCGAAAAAGAACUCUCAAAUUCUCAUGGACAUAAAUGGGUUGGCAAUGUAGUCAAAGAGAUUCACCCGACUCUACCCAACAUGAUGAAGGACGAUAAGUACGUUUUCUUCUAUGGAGGCAAAGACAAUGAGUGGAUUAACCAAUUCACAAAGAAAGCAACUGCCUUUGUAAACGACCCCAUCUUCAAGGAAGCAAAGAUUCACAUUGAGCUGUUUUGCGUGGGGAAAGGCAGCAAGGGAGAAGAUGACCACGGCAUCCUCGGGCGCUUCUGGACUGGCAUAGAAAGCUUGUUUCACACCAAGAUUCACAAGGAGCCCGACUCAGUCUCACAAGAAAUCCAGAAGCUGCUUUCUUACAAGAACGAAAGUGGAUGGGCGGUGCUCAGCAAAGGGCAUUCUUUGGUUGUCACUGGUCAUGGUGUCUCAAUCUUGAAGGUCAUAGAGGACUUUGACAAAUGGAAGGACCAUGUGAAAGAGAAGGGCUUUGAGUUUUGCUUCACAACAUACCAUGAGAAGAUUCGUGUUGCAAAUCGUCCUUGCUGCCGCCUUGACAUUCCAGGCUCUACCGGGAAGGUCCCGGAAACAAUGAAAUGUCCCGAUUGCCACCGUAGUAUGGAGACUUUUAUCAGUUACAAGUGCUGCCACAUUGAUGGUCCUAAUGCACACCAUUGAGUUCUGGGUCUCUCUCCUUUUAGUACCACCACUAUGUAAUGGGUUGUUAAUCAAAUAUGUUCCAAGUGUCUAGUACCACUACUAGGCAUUAGAUAUUAUUAUUGCUAGAAUAAAUGGGUAACUCAUGCAUUGUGAUGCGUGGUAGUUUGGUUUCCAAGCCUGUAAUGUUGAGAACUGGUGGCGUUUCUUUUGGUCAGAGUCAUGGUAGUCUACUCUAUGUGAUGUUAAUGUUUUAUUGUUCAAUGUUUGAAUAAUUUCAAUGUACUGUUUUAGAGUGUUUACACACACCCAUUGCAUA
Molecule: messenger RNA, 2431 nt
Organism: Prunus persica (peach)
Lineage: Eukaryota; Viridiplantae; Streptophyta; Magnoliopsida; Rosales; Rosaceae
Product: protein SIEVE ELEMENT OCCLUSION B
Exons: 7
Coding region: 97-2133 (678 amino acids)
Biological process (GO): phloem development
Source: RefSeq, a predicted model, not a curated record